Eimeria maxima is the source of this 2487-nucleotide messenger RNA. RefSeq lists its product as hypothetical. Lineage: Eukaryota; Apicomplexa; Conoidasida; Eucoccidiorida; Eimeriidae. The coding region runs from base 1 to 2487 and encodes 828 amino acids. The record is from RefSeq and is a predicted model, not a curated record. The transcript is spliced from 5 exons.
AUGGCGGCAGCAGCAGCGUUGGCAGCAGCAGCUGCUGCUGCUUGUGCCUCGUCGGCUGCAGUUUGGAGCGUUAGGGUAGGGCUUUCAACGGGAUAUGCUGGCCUUAGCGGCUCUCUCAGAUGGAGGACGCUGCUGUCGUUGCUGUUGCUGCUGCUGCCGCUGUUAUUGCUGCUGCAGCUGCAGCCUACGAACAGCAGGGUGUUGUUUGUUUCUCCUCAUGGGGGGGCCCUUUUUGGCUUUUCAGCUUCUAUCGACGCAGAGUUUGCUCCUUGGGGCCCCCCCGUAGAAGAGGUCGUAGGUCAACUUGUGUACAAGGGAAGCAGCUGUGCUGCAGCAAACCCCACGUUGCUCGGUUUCUCUUAUCUGGACUUCCGCCCUCAGUUGCUGCAGCUGUCUCUUGUAAAUAAGCUCAAGGGUUUAGCAGGACACCUGCUACCCAGUGCAGAUCCCCGUGCUGCUGCACCUAUUACUACUGCUGCUCCUCCUCUUGUUCCACUUGGUUAUGCUACUGCUCCUCCUCCUGGUGGGGGGGAGCCGCGUGAAUGGGCGUCCGAUCCCUUGGAAGCAAUAGCAGCGGCAGCAAAAGCAGAAGCAGACGCCGCAGCAGGUGGAGCUGCUGCAACAAACGGAGAUAGCUGGAGGUGGGCUUUGCAGCGGACAGGUCGCCUUCGGCGGGAGUCCUUACAUCUUUUGCUCCCUUUUGUCUCCACUCUUAUUCUCAGAGCCAUUACCACCGAUCUGAACUCCACAUCAGCAACAGCCGGACUGCCCCUCUCCCCCUCCACUCUUCUAGAACAGCAGCAGCAGCAAGCGGACCAGCGCCCGGUUGAUCCUACAGGAGCAGCAGCACUGCCACCAGCAGCAGAACCAGCAGCAGCACCAGCAGUACCAGCAACGGGACUGGAUGGCUCUGAGAGGGGAGGAUUGAAGGGAGUGUUUAAGGGUUUAUCUUUGCGGGGUAGCCGCUGGCGACUGGCAGGCGUACAAAAGAGGGUUUGGUUAUUCGACCGCUGCACAGAGAAGGAACUGCUGCAGCUAAUAAGAGCAGCAAAUAGCUCUGGUGUUGCAGCGCUGCUCUUAACAGACACGCCCUUUAAGGAUUACUCACUCCCGUUGCUUGGGAAUGUCUUUGCUCCCCAGCCCCUUAUGCCUGUGGUCUCCCUGCCGAACUCGCCUUUGCUGCAGCACGUGAAGCAGCGUGCAGCAGCAGCUGCUGCAACAGCAGCAGCAGAGCCGCUGUACGCCCUUGUCGAUCGUCUGCCUUCCAAGGGAGCCGACUGCAGGGCGCAGCAGCCGUUACUGCUUGCCUCGCUUGUUUCUCUGCCUCUCUGGUGUCUCCUUGCGUGGAAGGCGCAGAGGGAGAGCAGCGGAGCAGCAGGAAGAGAUGCUACAGCUCUGCACCGGCUGCUACUGCUGCCCCCAGCCUUAAAGGCUGCUGCUGCUGCUGCACAAUCCGUCUUCCUACUGCAGUGCCCCUCUUGGAGUUCGUCCGGCUCCCAGUACCUCGUCAUGGCUGUCUUAACAUUCGAAACCCUUUUUCAGACGUCCUUCUCCGCUUGUCUCCUUCUCAUUAGCAAGGGAUUUCUUAUCAUCCAGGAGACUCUCACCAGCAAACAGUCACUCACUCUUGCGCUCCUCGUGAGCGCGGUGUACGUGUUGAGCAGCGUAAACCAAGUUGACCCGUUGGAGUGCCUGCCUCUCCGUCUUCUUCUUCUGCUUCUGAUUUGCAUUGUGGUACUCCGCUCUUGUAAGGACUGCAUCCUAAAAAUUGAGCUGCGGCUCGAAUACGUGAGGGCAGCGGGUUUGCAAGAGCUCCAGGCAGCCCUUGAAUUAAAGGAGAGGAUGUUUAAGAUCCAUGCAAUUAGUUGUUGCCUCUUUUUCGUCUGCUCCGCUGUCUCCUCUCUCACCUGUCUCCUUCUUCUGGAUCGCCCCGACCUUAGCGAUGCUGUUUCCUACGGUCUUGAGUUAGCUCUCUGGGCCGUCGUCGCCUUUACCUUCAAACCCAGAAGAGGCCUCCCCUAUUUUUCCCUCCUUCAGUCUAACGAGCAGCAGUCUGUUCUGCCAAUGUAUGCCGCUGCUCCGCUGUUGAGGAGGAGCGAAGACGGGGCAUCUAUGUGGGGUUCCGAAGCAGCAUCAGCCGUAGCGGCAGCAGGAGAAGCAGCAGCAGCAGGUGGUACAGUAGGGUCGGCAGCAGCAGGAGCAGCAGGAAGAGGCGCAGCAGGAGGAGGAGGACCUUUCUCAGAGCCUUUUCCUGAGGACUGUCCUAUUGUCAUCUUAAACCCAUCAUCUCCAGGGCAGCGAGAGGCUGUCUUUAAAGAUGUUGCACUCGGCACUCUUUACACCUGCACCCGUGUGUGUGUUUUCUUCGUAGGAUGUCUCGUGCCCUCACACCAACACCAACAGCACCAAAUGCAGCAACAGAAGGUGCGGCAGCAACAGAAACCAGGUGUUUCUACACUGCGUGCCAGCUGUGUUGAGGGUCUUUAA